AUGGCUCCUGGUCUUGUUUCACCCGUUCCGGGUAACCUAUCCUCUUCCUUCUACAACGAGCGUCCUGGUAACUCUCGCAAUGUCUCUGCAUUCUCUACCCACUUUGACAGUGAUACCUUCUCUCAAAAUGGUCGUUCUACACGCCGGGAGUCAGGCAUCCUCCACCGCAAUAUGAGUGGUGCUGGAGGCUCCAACCUCACUAGCCUGGUGCACUCCUUGUACCAGCGCAGUGGCAACGAGCUUGGUGGCCAUGCAUCAUCCCGGCUGAUGAACAGCAGCUAUGAGUCCCUCAAGGAGUGGAUCCGCGUUCAGCGUAUGAGCCACCUGCCCCCGGAGGGAAGCAACUAUGAUAAGGUGCUGUCCUGGGCACUUCUUUUCAUUGAGCGUUUGCACCACUUCGACUCAAACAUCAAUAAAUUUGCUGGCGACAGCUACCUCGCCACUCAGCUGUCGUACGGAUACUGCGGCAUGCUCCUUGAUCUCGGCAAGGAGAAUGCUGAGGCGCUGAUGACCUCUUUUGGCUUCUUCUACAGCACUUCCUCUACCCUGGUCAACCUUCUUGAGCGUACCGAGUUGUUUGAUGUCUCGCAGGAGAUCAAGGAACAACUCAUCCUGGCUCUCGCUGAUCUGGUGACCCUGGUUUCCAGCGUUUCUACCCACUUCCACCAGGCUAUCAGUGGAUUGACCAAGGCUUCUGUCUCUGUUCACAUCUACGAUACCUUCCGCGGUCAGAUCCUUGCAUUCAAGGAGCGCUGCAGCAAGAUCUCCGAGGCAAUGUGGCGCCACCAGCUUGUUCGCGACAACCUUAGUGCUGAGCGCGUCUCCGUCGUUCGUGGCGUUCGCUCCUGGCUUGCACCCGAAGACCGUGUUCUGGCUCACCUGGCCGAGAACACCUCCCAUCUUGCCCAUGAGCGCGAGGAGAUGACCUGCCUCUGGGUUUCUCAGCACCUGACCAACUUCCUGAAGAGCCAGAAACGCACCCUUGCCAUCACUGGUAAGCCUGGGUCCGGAAAGACCGUCACUGCUUCCGUCAUUAUCGACCGUCUUCAGGACCCCAUCGCUGGUGUCUCCUACAAGACCCUUUACAUCCCCAUCAAUGCGCGCGUUCCAGCAGAGACUACGUCUACUGCUAUCGUCAAGACUAUCCUGUACCAGCUCUUCGAGAAGCGCAUUGGUAACACUGGGCUUCUGCAGAUCAUGGAGGAGGCUUAUGAGCGUAGCAAGAAGACUACCGAUGCGGCGCAGUAUGAUACCAUUCUCUGGACCGCAUUGGAGCGCGCUCUCGACGCUGCUCUGCAGAAUGCUAAGGAGCUGGUCAUUGUCGUUGACGGUGUUGACGAGGCCACUGGUGGCGAGGCUCCUUUGCUCCAGAAGCUGCUUACUGCGACCGGCCAUGCUAACGGUGUUAAGCUCAUUACCCUGGGUGCUGAGCAGCCCAAGGCCGCUGAGAGCCUUGUACACCUGCCGAUCACUGAUGAUCGCAUUGGAGAUGAUGUCUCCACCGUUGUUCGCGCCAGCUUCGAGGAGUACCAGAUUUUCUUAGACCUGCCAGAGAUGGAGCAGGAGAUCAUCGUUGACCAGAUCACUGAGGGGGCUCAGCGCUCCUUCCUUUGGGCUAAGUUGUGCUCUAAGCGUGUCCGUCAGGAGAAGACCCCGGAGGCUUUCCACAAGGCCGUUGAGACUAUCGUGAACAGCAAGCUCACCGUCACGGAUUUUGUCCUCAACACCGUCCAGGCCCCUGAUGUCAAGGAUGAGGCUCGCCAGAUCUUGCUGUGGCUUGCCACUGCUGACCGUCCCUUCACCUUGAAGGAGCUGACCCUUCUGUCCGCCAUUGAUGUUACUAAGCAAACCAUCACCGAUGGUAUUGUGAAGCCUCUGGACUUCCUGCGUCCUGUGAACAACCUGGUUUUCGUGCAGGAUGGUCAGGUGUAUCUGCGUCACGGCCUGAUUCGCACCUCCCUCCUGGAGAUCCAGUCUAAGGGCAAGCUGGUGCCUUCCAUCAAGGACCGUCAUGCUGACUUUGUUACUCGCCUCUUUAUCUACAUCAAGAACGUUCUCCCAGAGCAGCACGAGCCAUCUCUUACUCCCCUUGAUGGCCAUGACACCACUUCAUUCGUGCAGAGGAACCCCUUCCUCGACUUCUGUGUCCGAUACUGGCCUCGUCACCUCACGCAGACCACCGUCUACACUACCGGCGGUGAUGCGCCUACUGCUAAGGAGUUCGCCAAGAUCUUCCCGGCUACUAUUACCUUGCUGCUGCUCCAGAACACCCUGUGGCACACCAUCAUCACUCCAACUCUGGUCACUUACCAGACCACUGUCACCAACUUGUGUCGCAACAUUCUGUCUCCCAAGCAUGUGGUAACUCUCCAAUCCAUCAUCACCUUGGCCUUCCUGCGCCGUGAUAUUAGUCAGGUUACCGAUUGCAUCCCACUCUUCUACGAGAUCACCAUCCUGAGCCGUGAUCUGCUCCUCACCAAGCACCUCAUUACCAUGAAGAUUGCCAACAUCUUCCUUGAGUUGACUUCCAUGCACACCACUACCUCCCGCACUGAUAUCAUGAUCAAGCGUGAGGAGAUUCUUCUGCUUGUUGUUGAGUGCUAUAAGAUCCACUACGGCAAUUCUUCUGAGCAGGUUGUGACUACUCUCAAGGCCUUGAUCGAGCACUACCGCUUGACCAAGGAGGAGAAGAAGAUCCAGGAGAUUACCACCACCAUCAACACCAUCACCACUGGUUAUGAGGCUGGCGAUGGAUCUCGCGGUGAUCUCCAUCUCCACCUGAAGGGCCACAAGCGUGAGGAGAGUGAGGGUGGUAUCCUCUUCAUCUUGGAUGCCGAGGAGGAUGAGUCCAUCGAUGAGAGCUUUGACUAUGAGGCGCUUAUUGCACUGGCCGAGAAGUACCGCGCUGAAGGCAAGAUCACCGAGGCGGAGCGAAUCUAUGUUGAGAUCUGGCAGCGUGCCAACCGGGAAUGUCGUAUCCAAACCACCUCUUUCUGGGAGGAGAUCAAGUUGAAGGCUGUUGUCGCCUACUCCAAGUUCUUGAAGACGGAGAAGCGUGAGUCAGAGGCCUCAUCCAUUCUGUCCAGCGUUUGGGAGGAGCACCGUCACACCAGCCUGGCUAUCUCUGAGAAGUCUUCCCACCACUACGAGGAGAUCGCCACUGUUAUGGCUUCCGUUGGCCUCUCAGCUGCUGCUCUGUCCAUUUACAAGCAGGUUGCCCACUACUUCCAGAGCACCAGCCAGACAAAGUCUUCCCGCUUUGAACAGAUCCAGAAGAGCAUUUCCAGCACUUCUGAGCAGGUCAUAAAGUCGAGCCACUCUUCUCAGUCGAGCGUUUCUGAAUCCACUCUGGAAGAGAUUAUCUACGAGUCCUUCUCCUCCCAGAAAUUCGACGAGAGCUCCUUCACUGCUACUGCGACUUUGAUCACCCAGUUCACCUCCCAGCACCGCUGGAAGGAUGCUACUCGCGUGAUCAAGAAGGUUCUCCUUCAGGGUCUCUGGCCUGACCUGUUUGCUCCCUCCAUUGAGGAUGUGGUUCUCCCCAAACAAAGCGCCGACAAGGCUAUCGAGUAUGCCGAGCGCCUUGGCCAGUGCUACCACUACCGCCGUCGCUUCCCCCGCGAGGAGAACAUCCGUAUUCGCGUUUACCGUGCGGUCCGUGCUGGACGUCCUGUCGAUGACAAGGUGCGCGAGCGUGUCACCGAGGCUCUGAUUCGCUUCUUCGAGCGUAAUUCCCAGCCUGACAGUGUCAUCACAACCCGCCAGGAGACCUUGGAUGACUACAUCAAGCACUACGGCCGUGACCACCCCGUUGUAAUCAAGACUCUGUGGACCCUCGCUGAGCUGACCCGACCUCGUCCCAUCUUCGUCGAGUACUACCAGCGUAUCAUUCGCGCUCUCAACAAGGAUGCCCCUACCUGCAAGCCUGAGGCUCUAGAGCCCCUGGUCCUCGUUGCUACUGAGCUUUGGACUCAGAGCCGCUACUCUGAUGCCGUGCCUUACUUCACCUUGCUGUUCACCACCUUCCUCCACCAGCCCAAGCAGCCCCGCUUCGAGAACCCUUCCUUCGUUCAGGAGAUCUUCACCCGGUAUACCCACUGUCUGCGCUCCGUUCGCACUGACUACAACGUGAUCCACAAGGUUACUGUUGACUACCACUCCAAGGUAAAGACCGUGUUCUCUGCCACUGCUUCGAUCACUAUCCAGGCUACUCUCACUCUUGCCAAGGUGUGCCAGGAGUCCAAGCGCUACGAGUCUGAGGCCAUCGCUCUUUAUGAGGAGCUGCUCAAGAUUGGCUCCAAGGAGCUUGACCUCGAUGAGAUCUCUGCCACUUUGGACGGUAUCUACGAGGAGCAAACUGCUAUUGGCCUUCACUCCGAGAGUGCGUCUAAGCAGCAAAUCGAAACUGCUUCCAAGGUCUUGCGCAAGCGUGUCACCACCAUUCGUGAGAGCCACGGCUGGGCCCACGAGGAGUCUAUCUCUAAGAUGAAGGAGAUCGUCGAGUUCAACUACAAGCACAGCUCUGCAGAGUCUGUUCACAAGGAGCUCAAGGAGUCGACCAUCAAUAUCCUGAAGGAGUCUACCUCGUCCACUCUCCUUGUAUCUGCUGCCAUCGCCAUUGCCAGCAGCUACAUCGCCGCCAACCAGGUCCACAAGGCUACUGAGAUGUCUGAGGAGCUCUACCGCCAGGUCAUCAUGAAGGACACCACCAACAUCAAGACCUCUCAGUUUGAUCUGACCUCCAAGGGCCGGCAGAGUCUGGUCUUCCUGGCUCAGCUCGAGCACAGCCUUCGCCAGCAGACUACCAGCGUCACUGAGAUCCUUGCUUCUCUGACUACUGAGUACGUGUACUUUGAGGAGUUCCGCAGCUCCACCUCGAGCAAGAGCGCCACCUUCCAUAGCGUCUCCCUGUCGGCUACCCGCCUGUACCACUUCUUGCUCCGUGCCAACCGCCAGACCGCGGCCGCUCAUGUCUUCAACGAAUAUGUUGCUUACUUCGUGGCCACCGAGGGCAAGCGCACGAAGCUGACUGAUGCUGCCCAAGUUAAAAUCUUCCUGACUGUUAUUCUGACUCACUUCAACACCCACCAGUCCUCGAACUUCGUUCGCUCGGUUGGUAUUGCCAGCAACCUGCACGUCAUCAAGCUGCUCGAGUCCAAGAAAUACGACGAUGCCUCCAAUCUGGCCCUCGCCGCUUUCCAGUACAUCUCUGCUCAUGAUGUGUUCCGCACUGCCGAGAUCGUCAAGUUUGUCUUCACCCUUGGUGUUUUCAUCACUGGCCGCACCAUCACUCCCCAGCCCGACGCUGCUACCCAGAAGAAGCUGCACGGCGUCUCCUCUGUCAUCAUCAAGGAGGUCUUGCGCGUCAUCAGCGACCUGCAGAUUAACCUGUCCCAGAUCAGUCUGGACUACCUGAACAUCCUGAUUGGCCUCCUCGGCGAGCAGCAGGACUACAAGACCCUUGUCUGGCUCCUCAGCGGACUCUGGACCAGCCGCAACAAGCAAGCUACCUGGCCCGCCCAGGUCAUUCUCAGCCUUGCCCGCCGCUACAUUCUCGCCCGUUAUCUCGUCGGCGAUUCCCUCAAGGCUGUUCGUCUCGCCGAGGACAUUGUGUACAACUGCCGCCGCGUCAACGGUCCUCGCCACUCCAGCACCCUGGAGAUGUCCACUCUGCUGACGCAGCUGUACACCGGUAUUGCCCAGCGCUACCAGACCACCAAGGGUGGCCACAACAUGGCCAACAAGUACUACAAGAAGGCCGCUAGCGUGCACGAGAACUUGCUCCGCAUCUUCAUCGACCCUGCUCUUGCCGAUAUUGAGGGUGGUCUCGAGAGCAGCUUCAGCCUCGAUGGAUCUGCCUAUGACUUAAACAUCGAGGAGACUUCUAAUGGUUCUACCAUAAGUGAGGGUGAGCACGCUCGUCAGCAUCUCCACCUCCUCAAGCUUGCUGUCCAGCGUUUGGGUGACUGGCCCAAGGAGUAUGUCGACUAUGAAAACCUGAAUGCUGAGCUCUUUGCCAAGUUUGGCUCUGAGCUCCAGGGCUUUGAGGGUGUUGAGAAGUGGAACUUGAAGGGCUUCGGCUCUGGCAAGUCUUCUGCCAACGAUGAUGUUUUGAACCUUGAAACUAUCUCUUGGGAGAUUGAUCUUCACCAGCCCACUUACUACGAGGAAGAGGAGGAGCUCUAG
Molecule: messenger RNA, 6186 nt
Organism: Penicillium pulvis
Lineage: Eukaryota; Fungi; Ascomycota; Eurotiomycetes; Eurotiales; Aspergillaceae
Product: NACHT domain protein
Exons: 2
Coding region: 1-6186 (2061 amino acids)
Source: RefSeq, a predicted model, not a curated record